CGUACCCGACCAAGUGCCAUGGCGUCGGCGCGUCGCGACGCAAUAAUGCGACUUCUUCGCUCGUGUUCGCGAUACGCUGCGCCGUCGCCGCACUUGACAACUUCAGAAGCGCAACAACGCGCGGGCGGCUUCCUUCGUCGUCCGUCCCCUGUCUCUGCCGAGAGUGACACUCGCGGAAUCGAUGUUCAAAGUCCGCCAGCGUGGCUCUCCACACUCCACGGUGUGAGUCCACGUUAUCAGAUGAUUUCCGAAGAAGACUCGAUCGGGAGCUGUCUGUCCCACGUCCCGUUCCGUUCCGGAAAGAAAGUGAACCCAGCGUCCCGUUCCGUUCCGAAAGGUAUGUGA
Messenger RNA from Monomorium pharaonis (pharaoh ant), 345 nucleotides. RefSeq lists its product as uncharacterized. The record is from RefSeq and is a predicted model, not a curated record. The transcript has 2 exons. Lineage: Eukaryota; Metazoa; Arthropoda; Insecta; Hymenoptera; Formicidae. Bases 19 to 345 code for a protein of 108 amino acids.